This is a messenger RNA of Paramecium sonneborni, 552 nucleotides long. NCBI's taxonomy places the organism in Eukaryota, Ciliophora, Oligohymenophorea, Peniculida, Parameciidae. The record is from the annotation of a GenBank genome assembly.
AUGUACUAAGAUUUUAAUAUAUAUUCCAAUAAAGUANUAAUCACUUAAAUUGAUUAAAAAAUUGAUCUCCAUUAAGCAAAUUAAUAAGUUAUUGAAAAAAUUAAAUAUAAAUACCUUCCAAAAAUAAAAGAACAAUUAAAAUUUUAAGAUUUCCCUGAUUUCAAUCCUUCAGAUUGGCCUAAAGAUGAUGAUCUUGACAAUCUUAAAAUUUAAUAAACUAAACUUUAAUCACCAAAACAAAUUUUUGUUAAAGAAUUGAAAGUUCAACCAAUGAGAAAUAUAACCUUUAAUUCUAAGGAUUUCAAUGAUCUUAUAUAGGAAUAAUUUCAAGUUGAUUCAUCUCAACAAAAAGAUCAUUCUCAAAAAUUAUUAUAAAAACCUAAAGUAGAUUCAAAUCUAUAAAUUUAAAGAGAAUCUUAAAUUCUUAAAUAUAAAAAUUCAAUAUUCAAAUUUCCAGAACUUAAUGAACAUUAAAUAAGACUAUUUAUUAAAGCUAGUAUUAUUUUAUUGAUAUUGACACCUUUAUUGCAAUUAUUUACUUUUAUAUUAUGA